AUGGCCGCCGACUCGCAACGCAGUUUUCUCCGCAACGCCGUCGCCAGCCAGCGUGACGCUCUGGUGACCACGGCGCAGGCGCUGGUGCGGACUGCAUCGCCCAACCUGUCUGGAGACACACGGUUCACGGCCGAGGCGGCCAUCCGACUUCUCCAGGUGAUCCCGCACGCCCACGUCUCGCGGCACCAAAUCGCCGCUGGCGUCACCAACGUCGUCGUGCGCAUCCCCAGCGGCAGACCCGGCAAACGCCUGGUGUUUAACGGUCACCUUGACACAUCUCCUCUGGCUUCAGAACCCGGAUGGACGGCGUCGUCGCUGGGCGCGGUGAAGGACGGGAAGCUCUUCGGCCGCGGCGUCUUCGAGACGAAGGGCGCUCUCGCGGCGGCGAUCACGGCGGCCAAGAUCCUGGCCGAGCACCGUGAUCUCUGGCGGGGCGAGAUUGUGCUAACGCUGGCCGGCGAUGGAGAAGUCCUGGGCGCGCGGGGCACGGGCUGGCUGCUGGACAAUGUCGCCUAUGCGAAAGGUGACGUCGUGGUGUGCACAGAUGCUGCCUCGCCGCGAGUCGUAGGCUUCGGCGAGAAUGGUGCUGUCUGGAUCGCCGUCGAGGCCGAAGGAGUUGCAGGGCAUAGUGCUCAGGGGUACGCCGCCGUCAAUGCUAUCAAACGGCUGCGGCGCGCGCUGGAUGCCGUCGAGCAACUCGAGGAGAUAUCCGUGAAGAUGCCGGCAGAGCUUAGCGAUGCCAUCGACGCCGAAUCGCAUGCACUGUGCCAUGUCACAGUUAGCAUCAACGCGAUCGCCGCCGGCUCGCCGUCGUCCGUAAACCUUGUCCCCGGACGGGCGAGCGCGCAGUGCGAUAUCCGGCUGCCAAUCGGCCUCACGGUGGAUGAAAUACUGGCACGGUUACGAGAGCUACUAGGCGUCAUGGACGGCAUCAAGUGGACGGUCAUCCGGCAGUGCGAGCCCAGCUACACCUCGCCGAUGCAAGACUUUGUGCGUUUGGCCGUCAAGGCGGCGACGGAUGCGACGAGGAGCGAGUGUGCGGCCAGCAUGCAUGUGGGCGCGUCGGAUGCCCGGUUCUAUCGCGCAGCUGGUGUGCCGGCAGUGGUGGUUGGCUGUGCAGGCAGUAAUAUGGGCGCUGCAGACGAGUAUAUCGAAAUCGAUGAGCUGGUGCGAACUGCGCAGGCUCAUGCGUUGAUCGCCUAUGGCUUCUUGAAGAGUGUUUGA
Ophidiomyces ophidiicola is the source of this 1224-nucleotide messenger RNA. RefSeq lists its product as uncharacterized. The record is from RefSeq and is a predicted model, not a curated record. Gene Ontology annotation, molecular function: hydrolase activity. The transcript has a single exon. Lineage: Eukaryota; Fungi; Ascomycota; Eurotiomycetes; Onygenales; Onygenaceae. Bases 1 to 1224 code for a protein of 407 amino acids.